CCCCGCCCGGUCCGGGGAGCUGCACCUGGAAGAUGCGCCCGGGGACGGCCGGCACUUUGAAGGCUGUGUUCUUCCUCUUCGCAUCCAUAUGCGCCUGGUAUUCUGGGUACCUGCUCGCGGAGCUCAUUCCGGAAGGUUCCCUGUCCAGCGCUGUCUCUAGCAUCCAGAGCAUUGGUGAGAGGCCCGUUCUCAAGGCGCCAACCCCUAAAAGGCAGAAAUGCGACCACUGGACCCCAUGCCCCUUGAACACCUAUGCCUACCGCCUGCUCAGCGGGGGCGGCAAGGACAAGUACGCCAAAAUCUGCUUUGAAGACGAGCUGCUUAUGGGAGAAAAGACUGGAAAUGUCGGAAGAGGAAUAAAUAUUGCCAUUGUCAAUUAUAUGACUGGGAAAGUGAUUGCAACACAGUCUUUUGACAUGUUUCAAGGCGAUAACUCUGGACGGAUGAUAGACUUUAUUCAGAGCGCACCCUCAAAGUCGUUGCUCUUCAUGGUGACACACGAUGACGGAGCUGGCAGGCUGAAGGAGGACGCCAAGAAGGUCAUAGAAGCCCUUGGAAGUAAACAAAUCAGGAGCAUACAGUUCCGGUCCAGCUGGGUAUUCCUUACAGCCAAAGGCUUGAAACUUCCCGAAGAAAUUCAGAGAGAAAAUAUCAACCACUCUGAUAAUGCAAGGAACAGAUACUCUGGCUGGCCCGCAGAGGUACAGAUAGAAGGCUGCAUACCCAAGAAACCAAGCUAGUGUCGUGUGGCCUUAAUAAAUAGGUUAUAUGUAAACCA
Molecule: messenger RNA, 778 nt
Organism: Suricata suricatta (meerkat)
Lineage: Eukaryota; Metazoa; Chordata; Mammalia; Carnivora; Herpestidae
Gene: FAM3B
Product: family with sequence similarity 3 member B
Exons: 8
Coding region: 33-740 (235 amino acids)
Source: RefSeq, a predicted model, not a curated record